UAGGUGGUGAACCAGCACAUUGUAUCCCGACCCUGAUCCUGCGGCGGACACCAGCUCCGUCACGGAGCACUUCGUCAAAAUUUAUUCCAACACAUCGCGGGCCUCCCUCCUGGGAGGCUCUUUCGAUCCGUCCUUUCGGCGAGGUUUUCGUGGACGGGAGGGGUACACAAACGUUCCGCCGGAUCCUCCAAAGCGACACAAGAUGUACCGCCCCAACUCCCUUUGGACGUGGUCCUUUUGUAUCGUUACCCUGGUUCAGACAAUUAUUACCCUUGCGCUGGAGUGCUAUGUUUUUGUGAAUUUCCAGGUCCAAUUGCUCCCAUCGGCCGCCACGACAACGGCUUCCAAGCCCAUUCCAACCUUCCUCGCCCUCUAUAGUUUCGGGUUCAUAUAUGAGCUGAUUCUCGUGUACGAUGCGCUACGCCUCAAGAACACUAUCCAAGUUAUUGGAUUGUGCAUGUGCAAUCUCGGUCUGUUAGUCUAUGGAGCCGUGCAGGUGCAACAAAUUCGGGACGCUGUGCAGAUUUUAUGGGACAACGGUGCUAUCGCGGAAAAUGUCUGGGGUGAAACCGAGCCGUUUCUCAUCAUCAUUCCAUGCGUUGUGGCCAUGGGGUCGAUCUUAAUGAUAAUUGUUGCCUGGAAACUAUACGACGAGUUUGCGUGGUCCAUCUACAAACAUAUCAGCGCCGAUUUGCGAAUGAAGCGUCGAUAUCUGACUUAUCAGAUUUAUAUCUCGCUUCUGAAAUUCGACUUCUUCUUCUUCCUUGGAUUCACUGUCCAAUUUGUUGUCAUUGUCACGAACAGGUCUGACAUUGAAUUCGCCCUUACGCUGGCUGCUAUUCCCGUGACAAUCAUAAUUCUGAUUUGCGCGGCGUUCUUUGUGCGACGUGAGAGCUCAAUUGGCAUGAUUGUCGUUAUCCUUCUCUACUUCGCAGCUAUGGCCUAUUUCUUGUUCAAGCUCGUGCGGAUGUAUCAGCCUGGAACCUACGACCUAUACUUGACUGCUCGACGCUCAUUGACAUUCUUCGCGGUCAUCACUCUUGUACUCAUCGUCAUCACUAUCAUCAAUGCCUGCGUGUGUAUGCACAAUUUCCACAAGGGCUUGAAGCAGCAUGUACACAAGAAGAAGACGCAGAACAAGGAGGGCAAGACGACCGAGCUGUCCUCCAAUAUCUCUACUGGCCAGGUGCCUACUCGAAUGAUGAUCGAUUGAAGCAAUCGCAGGCUGCAUUCUACGAGUAUAAGAGGAAGAAAGAAAAGACCAAAACGACCAAAAGAUGCCAUAUUCGAUUCUCAUAUCGUCAUCCGACGCUGAUUAGU
Molecule: messenger RNA, 1320 nt
Organism: Aspergillus saccharolyticus JOP 1030-1
Lineage: Eukaryota; Fungi; Ascomycota; Eurotiomycetes; Eurotiales; Aspergillaceae
Exons: 4
Coding region: 203-1213 (336 amino acids)
Cellular component (GO): Golgi apparatus
Source: RefSeq, a predicted model, not a curated record